Molecule: messenger RNA, 953 nt
Organism: Notolabrus celidotus (New Zealand spotty)
Lineage: Eukaryota; Metazoa; Chordata; Actinopteri; Labriformes; Labridae
Gene: insl5a
Product: insulin-like 5a
Exons: 2
Coding region: 166-492 (108 amino acids)
Cellular component (GO): extracellular region
Molecular function (GO): hormone activity
Source: RefSeq, a predicted model, not a curated record
GGGAUGCUAAGAGGUGGAUGGUAUAUAAUAAAAGGAGAUGUAGGCAUUGGAAAAAAGCAGAAGACUUCAGUGUGACACUAGAUAGAAAAGAGCAAACAGCAGAGAGAGCCGACAAGGAGAAGAGAUAAACCUCAGUGCAGACAGACGGACAGACGGUCAGGUAUCAUGAGGGCUCUGGUGGUGUUACCGCUGCUGCUGUGUGUAGCUGUGCAGGUGGAGCAGGUGAGAGCUGAGGUGAAGGCAGUGAAGCUGUGCGGGCGAGAGUUCCUAAGGGCCGUGGUUUACACCUGUGGAGGCUCCCGCUGGAGGAGGUUCCUCUCUGACAUGGACUCGGAUGUUCCAGGUUUGCCUGCAGGUGAUCACAACAGUCUGGAGGAUCUGACGAGCAGUAAUUCAGGCUCCCAGCUGACCAGACGGGACAUGAACAACAUCCUGACCACCGUGUGCUGCCAGGUGGGCUGCAGGAAGAGCGACCUCACCUUCCUCUGCUGAGGCCGACCCGUCUCCUGCUUCUCUUGUCGACUGAAAUGUCUGAAUCUGAAAUCUGAAUCCAACUCCUGAUGUUUAAAACUGAGAUAGAAUGAUUUCAGUGUAGGUAAAAUAAUCCUGGCGUAUACAGCUGCUGUUUUUCUACUUUCUUUUGACAUUUUUGUGGUUUUCACUUUUGUAGAUGUGAGUUUAACUGCACAUCUGUGAACAUGUUUCUGAAACUAAGCUGAAAGAACCACAUGUGCAACCAUGUGAAUGUUUAUAAUAAUGCACUCAGGGAUGAUACUCGAGCAGGCAAAGAGACAACAGAUAUCUCCGCCUCAGCUUGUGUCCUGCAUUAAGGAUCUCCACAGGGUUGCAGGUUUGUAAAAUGAUCAUCUCUGCUUUGAUGUAUUUAAGGGAAACCCAAACUGUUUUCUGUCAUUUCACUUUUUUGGCUAAUAAAUGUUCUUGCACAGAGCUUA